Parnassius apollo (apollo) is the source of this 1353-nucleotide messenger RNA. Lineage: Eukaryota; Metazoa; Arthropoda; Insecta; Lepidoptera; Papilionidae. The record is from the annotation of a GenBank genome assembly.
AUGCGUCAUAUUGAAGACUCAACAACAAAUAUGGAUCCAUAUGAUUCGUUUGUCCCACCAAAUAUGGAUUGGCCGAUGAAUAAUUCCCAUAUCGGCCCUGGGUUCGAUUCGUACAGGCACAACAUCUACGGCUGUGUACCUGAAGCAUCUCCCUUACCUGUAGCUUCAAUGUAUUAUAAUUCGCACAUACCUCCUGCUUAUAACCAUGAAUAUCGAUGCAUGCAUCACGCAAGAGCCGAUCAAACGCGAAGACCGAGGUUAAGGAGGCGAAACGAAAAUAAAGCGGAAGAAGUUUCUAGUGCUCCUAUGGAAAACGUUGAUAGUGUGUUAAGUCAGACCAAUUAUCUUCACCAAAAAAAUGUUUCAGACAGCCAGGAUUUUGCAAGUUUACCCCCAAUAGUUACAUCUGUAGGUGAUACCAAUUCCACCAGUGAUUUAAAUGCUGCUGAAAAGGGGAAUACUGGUAAUGCGAGGAGGUACAGUGAUCCUUGUGUAAGAGGUUUACCAGAUGUUGCACAGCCGGCAAAUGGUGAUCUAGAUUCUGCAUCAGAACAGAGCUCUAAUUCAUCAGAUAAUGAGGUUGGUAGCCGUUUGCUGGCUUGUCUUCUUGACCAAAUUACAUCUUUGAAAAUGGCUAAUGAAAAACUAAAUAAAGAAUUACAGGAAACAAGAGCUGAAUUAGAUGUUCUUCGACAUCAAAGUGCAUUCUUACAUAACGCCUCUACCCCGGGCCUGGGUGCCGCAACGAACCCUCUCAACAAUAACGGUCUUCUCGGUGGGCAGUACUCUCCCGGCUUUCUCACAGAUCUGGUGCGGGAGAUUCGCGACGCUACCCGCUUGAGGGAGGAAGCGCUCUACACCAGAGUUCGAGCAAUGGUGCUCGAGAGGAUCGAUAAUAGUCUGGCGUCGAACGAGGCUAAAAUAGCGGAGAGAACACUUGAAGAUAUAAAGAGCUCUUUGCGCGCUUCGGAAGCUGACAACCGCCGGAUGAUGGAUCGCAUCGUCAAACUGGAGGAGAACAUGCGCGCUCUUAGGGUCGCCAAUGAAUCAGACUCAACUGAAAACAGAAUUACGAAUGGUAAUGUUGAAGACGCAGAGGCUGAACGUUUACGCUUACGUAAAGAAGUAGACAAUAUGCGCAAAGCUAAGCAGUGCUCCGAGGAACAUGCUCUCAAACUGGAACGUCUAGUUACGCAGCUACGUUCCAAAUUCAGCGGUCUUCAGCUAUCGACGAACGGACCGGAUUCGCUUCCGAGCGAAUCCGACCACGAAACGAACGCACGCAUUCGUAGAACCAGUGGCAACUCGAGCAACAAUUCCACUGUUGUCUUUGGACCCGUAACUGAUUUGUAG